AUGCAAGAGCAAAGAGUUAUAGAAGCCAAGAUAAGAAUGAGGGAGAAAGAAAUGCAAGAUGGUGAAGAGAAAAUGCAGAAACGUUUGGAAUCAUGUUCCUCUAGCACAAGCGCAUUGACUGGUGAAAUGGAAUAUGUUUCAGCUUCUGCUACAUCUUAUAAUUCUCCCAUGGAAGAUGCGGAAGCUGCUUCAUCCCAGAACAAAAGUCUUGAGAGGGACAAGAGCUGUAUGGAGUGUGAAGAGGACUGUUAUGAUAAGCAGCUUCAUGGUUGGUAUGGUGCUUUGCAGAGGCAACUUCAGAGGUCUCAGUAUCAAAUGCGGUAUAGCAAAUCCGUUCAAGCUACAAUUUGGAUACUUCUGUUAGCUUUUCUUAUAGUGGUAGUGGCAGUGCACAGAAUGUAG
This is a messenger RNA of Eruca vesicaria subsp. sativa (arugula), 402 nucleotides long. The record is from the annotation of a GenBank genome assembly. NCBI's taxonomy places the organism in Eukaryota, Viridiplantae, Streptophyta, Magnoliopsida, Brassicales, Brassicaceae.